Molecule: messenger RNA, 306 nt
Organism: Prunus armeniaca (apricot)
Lineage: Eukaryota; Viridiplantae; Streptophyta; Magnoliopsida; Rosales; Rosaceae
Source: the annotation of a GenBank genome assembly
AUGGACAUGCUCGGCGAGUUGGCUAGGGGCUUCAUCAAGGUGAUGGAAGACACCUUAAAGCAAAUGCGGGAAAAGUUCAAACGUAUGAUUAAAAGGAAGUCCCUAUCAAACAAACGUUUCAUGAAGGAAAAGCUCAUAAAUCUUCUGAAGGUGGACGUAGUUGAUAGCACGAAGGAUGAGGCAUUGAUGUUGUUGGCAUCGUUGCCUCUAUCCUAUGAACACUUCCAAAAGACGAUGAUGAUUGGAAAAAGUACUCUCAAUUUUGAGGAGGUCGUGCAAGACUUGGUCCAUCAUGGGUUGCCUUAA